Messenger RNA from Crotalus tigris (Tiger rattlesnake), 2785 nucleotides. RefSeq names its product receptor activity modifying protein 2 (gene RAMP2). Gene Ontology annotation, molecular function: coreceptor activity. The transcript has 4 exons. The record is from RefSeq and is a predicted model, not a curated record. Lineage: Eukaryota; Metazoa; Chordata; Lepidosauria; Squamata; Viperidae. Gene Ontology annotation, cellular component: signaling receptor complex; membrane; cell surface. The coding region runs from base 244 to 771 and encodes 175 amino acids. Gene Ontology annotation, biological process: protein localization to plasma membrane; G protein-coupled receptor signaling pathway; angiogenesis.
CAGGGUGACCUGAGGUGGCCGUCCCAGGGUUGCAGAGGUUCUAGUAACUCUGAAUGGGUGGGGAACUGGGAAGGAGAAGUUAGUCUCACUGAAGCAAAGCCCCCGGGAGCCGGGCUUGCUCCUGGAUCUCAUUUUUCACAUGUCUCCUGCACUCUCACUACUAGCCCUGUAAGAGGAAAGGAGGUGCUUCCUGUUAUUCUGAUUCAAAUCUCAAGCUGGUCACAGGAGAGAAGCAGACUGUCUAUGCUUCAGAGUGGCAGGCUGUACAAGAUGGAUGGACGAGCUCUGCUCUUGAAACUAGUUUUGCUGGUUUCCACAGUGGUUAUUACACUUCAUGCUUAUUCUGGGACAACAGUAUCUCCCCAAAGUGCUACCUUCUCUUUCAAAAGUCUAAAUCGUACACUUCAGGAAAUUAAAGAUUUGGCAUACAAAUACAGACAGUGUUGGGAUUUGUUUGCUGAGCAGAUGGCCAAUAUCAAUAAAAUAUAUUGGUGUGAGUGGAGGACUAUUCGCAGGCCAUACAGUCACCUGAGAAAAUGCCUGGAAAGUGAAGCUGAUAAACUGGAGCUUGACUACCCCAAUUCCAUGGCUGAGGAAUACAUCAUCAUCACCCACCAUAACUACUUCCUCAAUUGCACCCUGAAGAAUCAACCUCUCCAGGACCCUCCUGAAAAUAUUUUGCUGGCUCUCAUUAUAACCCCCAUCUGCCUUAUUCCUUUCUUGGUUGCUCUUGUUGUAUUGAAGAGCAAAGAUGGUGAGAUGCAAUUGUGAAUCCUGAUCUUUAUAAGGUGAUGUGAUAGGGCCUCCAUGGCCUAAGUGGUAUAAUUACAACACUCAGUUCAAUUCUUGGGUAUUAUGAAAUUCACCCUACCCAAUCUAAGAACAUUAUAUAGCAUGAGCCACUGCACUGGAGACUAUUGAUUGAAGUGUUGCAUAAGGGGACUUUGUACUAAAAGAAGGGUCAUAAACAACAAAAUCAAACCUCCGUCACCAAGGCAAAUGCUGAUGUAUUUAUGUCUCAGUUAUAAUUUGAUUUAAUAUUACUGCUUCUCUUAUUCUGAACGAAUUAUGGGAACUAUAGACUUGGGAGACACCAAGGCAGUGAAAGAUUUUAGGGUGGAUAUAGAUAGGCCAAACAAACUAUAUGUGAUUUUUUUUUCCUUUAGAAAGAAAAUGGUAAGUGCCCGUAUGCCCUUCUUUUUGCAUACUGAUAUCUUUGUCCUUUUACCCAAAUUCUCAUCCAACACUUACAAAUGUCAGAUAAUAAUGCCCAGUGGUGGGAUUCAGCCAGUUCACACCAGUUCGGCAGAACUGGUAGCUAAUUUUUUGUUGCCUAGGCCCAGAAUGGACUUCUGGAAGCAGCAUCCAUACAGAGAACCAGUUCUUCAUAUAUUUGAAUCCCACUACUGGUAAUGCCCUAUAAAAUAGUGUGUUUCCAUGUAGGCAAAAUAUUAGGAUAAUGUUCCUUGUCUUUGUCCCUAUUAAGAUUGUCUCUAUGGACAAACUCUGACCAUCCCACAUGUGGAUUUCCUUUUGUAAGUAAUUUGGACUAACUGGAGAUGGAAUGACAUCUGCCCUUACUGCCGUCUUUUCAGUUACAAGGUUCACUUACUCUACUUACUCUCACCCCAAAAUUUGCUCAACAUGCAGGAGAUAACACCGUGGAAUUAUAUUCAACUGCAUUUCUCUCCUUCAGCAAGAUGGAAUAGAGAAAAUACAGAAAGUACCUGCUAAAUGGAUCAAGAAAAUGAAUUGAAAGUUGGUCUAAGUUUAGCAAAAAGAAUUAUGAGGGACAUUCAUGGCAAAAGUUAAUUAAAUAGUGAAUAGUUAGCAGACAUGACAAUCUAGAAGAGUUCAACAUAGUCACAGUUUGGUCAUUGUGUGAUAUUCUUGUAACUGUUUUUAAAAUGCAAUGCAAUUACAUUUUUCUAUAUUAGUAGCAUAGUACUAUUGAGACAAUCUAGAGCUAUUGGCUCUUUCUCUAUUAACUUCCCCUUUGCAUCCUCUUUUUUUUCCUCUCUAACAUUUUAGUAGUAAUAUUGAUUUUAACAAACCCCAACAACAUAAUACUAUUGCUUGAUCAUGGUGCUCUAACAUAAACCCUAGAAGCUACAUACUUUUUCAUAAAAGCAACUUCCCUUCCAUUAUGUGUACUGCAAAGGAACUCAUUUAGAUCAGUUCAAAAAUUAUGUUCAAUAUUUUGGGGGAUUGAAGAUGUAAGGAGCACUAAAAUUUCUACAGUUCUUCAAUGCUUCUUACCUUUCACCUUGAUAACCUCUGUAAUGCCUCCUUUUUUGAGGGAUUCUCAAGUUGAAAUAUCCUGCCCCCCCAAAUGAGUGACAUGCAAAAAUUACUGAAGCAGAACAACAGAUCAGCAAGUGGAUAAACUGGACAGUUUUACUAGAUAGUCAUUCAUUUAUCAUAAUUGUUUUCCUGGGAUACAUAUAUUUGCCUUCAUUCAUGUUUUCUUAGAAGUGAACAUCUGAUUAUUCUUUUCCUGUAGUUUUUUUCUUUCAGUGUUCAUAAUAAUAUGUCUGAUAAAAAAAAAAGAGAACUGAAAGGAAAUCAGUAAUUAAAAUAGACUUUAAUGGCAGAAAAUGUUUCCUUGUCAUGAUGCAGAUACCCUAUAACUGAAGUUGCAGAAAAAUCACUAAUUUUCAGUUGUGUCAUUUUGCAUAUAGUCAGGAGUUGCUAAUAAGUAUCCUUUCUGUGUAAUUCCUGUCAUAAAGAAUAAUUUCCUUUUUUGUGCUUCAAAUGGCAAUAAAAAUUAUGAUAUUCUGUUGAA